AUGCCUCCAGCAUCAGCAACACAAGGAAUAAACCCUAAUCCAGACAGAGGGUUGGGCAUAAGUUUCCUGCUGGGAACUGAGUAUGAAAGGAAGAAACAGAAACUUCAGCAGGAGCUUCAGCUGGACUACAAACACUAUGUUGCCAAGAAAAAUGAUCUGAAAAGUGGUGAACCUCAUCCACAACCACAGGGUCUCUCUCUACGUAUUGAUGACAAGAUAGCAGCUAAGGAAAAACUGAGGGCUGAGAGAAAUAAGGAAUACAACCUCUUCCUCCAAGAAAAAGCGCAAAUUAGAAGGUUAAAGAGGGGAACAUCUCCUGUCACUUCUAAGUCUGGACAAGUUCAAGCUUCAGAUGCUGUACGCAUUUCAUCUCCAGCUUCUCCUCUGCCCAUCCUCAACACGCACAAUAGCAUACCCCUUCCUUACAGAGAGCGCCCUGCAUCCAGAAGAGAUGCUGCCACUCUGACGGAGGCAGUGGGUAAUGGAAAAAGCACAGAGACUUGGGAUCAAGGCCAUCGGGGGCGAAGGCGUUGGCAGCUCUAUGGACCAAAAGAACCCUGUAGCUCUGAUGAGGAGCUUAUCACAGACAAAGAGGAGGAGCUGGAGUUCAGAUACAGGAGGCGAAAGGACCGACACACUCCAGAGCCUGAGGACAAAGAGGAGAGGAGAACCAGACAACACAGAGCUAACAGCCAGCAAAUGCCAGACAGCACGAGGAUGGCUGCAAGAUCUAGACCUGCUACCAGCAAGAAUAAAGCUGAGUUUUCUACAGGACUACUAAUUGGGGCAACAGAAGAGCAGGCGGCCUCUCAGAUGAGGAAAGAACUGUAUAAGCAGGAGCUUCUGAAACAGAUUGCCGAACAGCAGAUAAACAAGAUAAGGGAGAAGAAACUUGAGCUGAGAGUUGCAGCCACUGGAGCCACAGACCCUGAAAAAAAGCCUGACCGGAUUAUGCAGUUCGGAGCUGUAAAUCGGCAAUAUGACAGCUGGAGGCGAGAUGUUCCCUACAAGCCCGGAAUAGACGUGGAGGCCGUAGGGAAGGACUCAGAUCCAAGGCCUAUAGAUAACAAACCCACCGAAAAUGCAGAGAAGAAAGCCCCCCCAGGAAAGUCCCAGGUGGACUACAGCACAGCUCUUGGUCAGCUGGCAGGAAACACAGUGCCUGGGUUUGGGAUGGGAGCAGCACAAGGUGUCUCCUCACUGGACUGCUUUAAUGAGGACUACCACAAGGACUUCUCAAACAUGCUCGGGGAAGUGACCAUUCCAAGGGUUGCUCAUGUUCCUCCUCCAAUACCUCCCACUGUAACUGAUGAUUACAAGACUCCAUAUGAUGCAGCCUAUUAUUACUAUGGAACAAGACAUCCACUGGAUUCUAAUCUUCCUCACUAUCAAAAUGUUCUGCCUGGACGGGUGCAGCAGUCUGGGAAUCUCCAGAGUCCUCCUGGGAAACCUCCUCUCGGACCCAGUCGCCACACUGAAGCAACUGAUCAGCAUAGAGCCUCUCCCCUAGGUGUUGGAGAGCUUCCGACAGACAAGUCUAAGCAGAGGAGAGAGAGUGCACUGAGCUACCAGGAAGCACUGAGGCAGCAGAUCAAAGAAAGAGAGGAGCGUAGAAGGAGAGAAAAAGAAGAAAAGGAGCGAUAUGAUGCCAAGAUAGAGGCCGAGAUGAUGGCGUACAACCCCUGGGGGCGAAGUGGUGGAGGCGCCCCGAUUAAAGACCCAAAAGGCAACCUUUUUAGUGACCUGAAUCAAAUGCACAGGAUCAAUGAGGAGUCAUAUAGGAAUCCUGUAUUUAAGAACAGAGAACAGAUACAAAACUUUUUGACGAGGAAUGGAGACACUCCUGCAGUUGAAGCCAGGGCUCCCGCCUCCCAUCGAGGUUUCAGCGAUCAGCCAACUCCACAGCAGCUCCACAUGCAGGACACAUACAAAGAAGCCCUGAAACAACAGAUAGAGGAAAACAAAAGAAGGCAGGCAGAGGAGAGAGAACGUAUGAGGAUUGAGGAGAAGAAAGAAGACAGGAGGCUGGCGGAGCAAAGGACUCGUAUACAACAGGAAUAUGAGGAGGAGCAAAGGAAGCAAAAGAAGAUUGAGCAUAGGCUGGAGAACCAGAGUUGGAUCAAUGAACCUAAAACAAAUCGCCAGGAGGAGGAAAAGAAGGUGAGGCAGGAACAAGAGACUGAGAAGAAGGUACCAGAGAGCACCAGGGACAGAGAAGAAAGAAAGACGCAGUUGAGUUAUGAGAGAGAGCCAUCUCCUCCUGUCCCAGCCUUGCAGAAGAAGCAGAGAAAUCUUGUGGCAUCCAGACCUCCCUCUGUUGUGAGCCAACUCUCCUCCAGGACUGUGACUCACUCAGAACGGUCUGUGUCAGCACCACACUACCGACCAGAUCCUGUGAAAAUAACCCAGCCACAAGAUGGUCACCAGGAAGUGAUCAGAGAGCUGUCAGCCCUUCGUAGGUACCUGAGGAAAGAGCAGAGACAACUGGAGGUUCAGCUGGGCCAAACAGAUCGACAGGAGAGUCACUACACUCCCCCCAGCAGGCCCAGAAGACGUCCCAGAGUGGAUGCCUUUGAAUCAGCGCACAAGCAAGCUGACCAGCCGUCAACUGCGACAGCGUUCUCUGAUGCAGCACGUGUUAACAUGCAAAACAUCCGGGAGUUCAACCAGCUGAAACACAGGGACACAGCAUCCCGCGAAGAGGUCCUUCACAUGUACCCUGACCCUCCCACUGAUGCACAAAGUCUGGAUAUCCAGCAGCAGGCACUUCUACGUGAACAACAACGCAAAAUCAGGCUUAUGAAGAGAGAAGAGCCUGACUUUUUGGACAAGCAACUGAGGCAUUAUUAUCCAAGGAACAAACCUGGGCGCUUCAUCCACAGAGACUCCAUAUUGCCGUCUGAGACUGCUUUUAUUGUUGUGAAGAGGUGUAUGUGUAAUGAUGAAUGGCUUUGGGCUUUGUCAGAUGUUUACAGUGGGGAUGGACGUGAAGAGCGGGUUCAUCAGCAGAGAUCCCACCAGCCCUCAGCAGAGCACCGGGAGACUACAGCCCCACAGAGGAACCAUGACCAUGAUAUUUCUGUGAACCAGGGGGAGCAAGACAUCCAGCCAGACACUGAGUCUCUGCAGUCAUCAACCAGUGUGAGCAGUGAGGCUAAGGUCAAACCCCACAACCAGCACUGCACCAGGAGACGAGACUCAUACGCCCGUGAACAUAGCAGCAAAUUAGAGAGGCAGUCUGAUGAUGAAGGGGAUGUCUUGUCUCUGCAAUCUGCCCUGGAGAGGCGUGUCUCCGUGGAGACUGUUGCCACAGAGCCCUGGCUGCGGCCUGGCACCUCAGCUGCUGUAAAACGCUCAGCUUGUAGAGAGAGGCCAAGCAGCAGGAUGGAUGCUCCACCCUGGCUCACACACCGCGUCACAUAGCUCUCGUUGGCUGAAUUUCCCAAAGGUGGGAAACUGCACGGCGUGAGGCCUGCCAGCCUAGCUCCCUGUAGAUCCAGGUGGUGGUUGAGAAGGAAUAUCCUUCUGAAUAUCAUGCUGUGUGAUGCUUAACUCACUGUAUUUUGCAGUGGUAGAUUUUGGUUAGAAAAGCUUCUAAUAUGUG
This is a messenger RNA of Toxotes jaculatrix (banded archerfish), 3604 nucleotides long. RefSeq names its product centrosome and spindle pole-associated protein 1. The record is from RefSeq and is a predicted model, not a curated record. Gene Ontology annotation, cellular component: centrosome; spindle pole; microtubule. The transcript has 27 exons. Lineage: Eukaryota; Metazoa; Chordata; Actinopteri; Toxotidae. Bases 1 to 3423 code for a protein of 1140 amino acids. Gene Ontology annotation, biological process: positive regulation of cytokinesis.